Cadophora gregata is the source of this 675-nucleotide messenger RNA. RefSeq lists its product as uncharacterized. The transcript is spliced from 2 exons. NCBI's taxonomy places the organism in Eukaryota, Fungi, Ascomycota, Leotiomycetes, Helotiales, Ploettnerulaceae. Bases 1 to 675 code for a protein of 224 amino acids. The record is from RefSeq and is a predicted model, not a curated record.
AUGCCGGUCACAGAAUUUGCUAUUAUUCACUUCAAGCAUGAUAAGUGGGAAGAAGCGAGUCACCGAGCACCUCCUCCCCAAGCACCUUCCAUUGCACCCAGCCUCGAAAUUCCGAGCAACGUUCUCACCAAAUUGUCCACCGCGCGCGAAUACCUGCAACGUGCUUCAGGACACACAUUCCGCUUCUUCCAGCAAUUCGAGGACCCAUUCACUAUUCAUAUUAUUGGCAAAUGGGAUUCCACCGAAUCGCACACUGCUUUUCUUAGUUCGGCUGAGAAUCAGUACUUGCUGGAGCUGAUGAGAGAGCACAUUUCAUCUGGUGAGGGAAACACGGGCAUCCAAAUGUGGCAUUUGGAUGUCGACGUAUUCGACUAUCCAAGCCUAAAAGAUUCCUGGUUGUCAAGCGCCACACUGGUGGCCUACCAGCGAUACACCAUUUCGACCCAAGGCAGUGCUGAUCAUUCCCAAGGCUUUGACGACAUGAUCGCGAGAAUGAGGAUUGACAGAUCCGCUGCAGGCGGGUGGAGGAUCGAGAAGGAGGCUGAGGAUGACGAGUGGAUGGUUUUCUUCGACUUUAAAGUUAAAGACGACGAAAAGGUGACCCAGGGGCUGGGAGGUAUGGAGCUGGCUACCCCUGUGGAUGAACUUCACAUGGUGGCAAUUGAAAGGCUGUGA